Molecule: messenger RNA, 1753 nt
Organism: Macadamia integrifolia
Lineage: Eukaryota; Viridiplantae; Streptophyta; Magnoliopsida; Proteales; Proteaceae
Exons: 7
Coding region: 128-1141 (337 amino acids)
Source: RefSeq, a predicted model, not a curated record
CUCAACUUCACUUCACUCUGUCCCACCUGCAACCACGGGACACAGCCCAAGAGAGAAACUGGGAAGCCGUCAGUUUCCUUUGCAAACCCUUUUUACGGUUCGCAACCCUGCAAGACCUUGUUCCGCCAUGAAUGCUCUGAAGAGAGCUGCAGUGCUUUACCACUACCCUUGCCCAGAUGGCGCAUUUGCUGCCCUUGCAGCUCACCUCUUCUUCUCUGCUACAUCUCGUCCCGCAGUUUUCUUCCCCAACACAGUCUAUGAUCCCAUCAGGGCAGAAGAUCUUCCUCUAGAUGAAUUUAAUGAAGUUUAUCUCUUAGACUUUGUCGGCCCUUCAGGUUUCGUUAGGGAUGUCUCUUGUAAAGUUGAGAGGGUAGUAAUUUUAGAUCAUCAUAAGACUGCACUUGAGAUGUUAGGUGGGAAUUCUCUUGGUAGUGAGAAUGUGAUUAAGGUAAUAGAUAUGAAGAGGAGUGGGGCCACCAUUUCUUAUGAUUACUUUAAGGAGAAGCUUGUAGAGGAUUGCAAUAAAAAUUCAGAUAACUGCGUAGGUGGGUUUGACAAUGGUGUUGAGAACAAUUUUGUACCUGAAAGUAAAAUUGAGAAGGUCAAUCGGCUCUUCAAAUACAUCGAAGAUGGAGAUCUAUGGAGAUGGGAGCUUCCAGAUAGUAAAGCCUUUAGUAGUGGGUUGAAAGACUUGAAUAUUGAAUUCAGUGUCAGAUCAAAUCCUGCUUUGUUUGAGCAGUUGCUGGAAUUGGAUCCUCAGUCUGUGAUCAAUCAAGGCAUGACUAGCUUAUCACAGAAACAAAAGUUAAUAGAUGAAGCUCUUGAGCAAUCGUAUGAAAUUGCACUCGGUGCUGGAUUAUUUGGACAUUGCCUGGCUGUCAAUGCUGAUAAUAUUUCAGAAUUUCGGAGUGAGCUUGGGCAUCAGCUAGCUAACAAAAGCCGUAGCAUAAGAUUGAGGGGCAUCGGGGCUGUUGUCUACAAAGUUCCAGAGCUUGAAAAUGAACAGAAACUUAAAAUAAGUCUCAGGAGUGUGGAUGUAGAGGACACAACACCCAUCUCACAGGAGUAUGGAGGUGGUGGACAUCGAAAUGCCAGUUCCUUCAUGUUGAGCUCGGAUGAGUUUGAGCGGUGGAAGGUUUGAACGGCCCGCAGAAUCCCAUGAUUUUACUGCUAUGUCUAGCUGAAACAAAAUUUACAAUGAUAAUAUAUAUUUUUGGAGAUUAACUGGUUGACUGGUUUGCCCCUGGACAACCCACCAGCCACUGUUUUGACCCCGUGGCAUUCAUUCUAGUUUUUAACUUUAAAGCAUUUGGCUAAUGAGCUGAGUUCAAGCUUGAAUGGGGAAGAUAAGGCCCCUGUGAAUAAGUCAAGACCUGUGGCAGUUUCACCUAAUCUCACAAAAUCAGGAACCAGCUGCUCUUUCAACUUCAGGUAGAGGGCUUCAAGGGAUUUCAUUUCUCUGUCAUAAGCUGUAUUUGGUUUUCCACCUUGACACAGUUUCAAGCUUGGAACACCAUGCUAAAAUAAGAGCUACUUAAAUCUCAAAACUAUGAUAGUCUCAAAUGGGUUCAUCAGAAGGUGACUGACUGUACGCCUAUAAUGUUGCAUUUUGGAUUUUCCCUUUUGGUAGGACUUUUUAGAUAAUUUAUUCUCUCUUAUAUUUCGGGAUUUUCUCGUUAAUUUGAGAUGUAUAUUACCAUGAUCUAAGAACACUUAAAAGGAAUACUAAAUCGAACUGUAUGAAUGAGUUCUA